Molecule: messenger RNA, 3033 nt
Organism: Mya arenaria
Lineage: Eukaryota; Metazoa; Mollusca; Bivalvia; Myida; Myidae
Exons: 3
Coding region: 448-912 (154 amino acids)
Biological process (GO): regulation of synaptic transmission, cholinergic; positive regulation of voltage-gated potassium channel activity; sleep
Source: RefSeq, a predicted model, not a curated record
CGCUGCGAAUAUUCCAAUACUCGCAGAUUCUGAAAACCAAUGGAACGAAUAUUGCGUUAUUUCAGGUUCUUGUGCGUAUCUUAUAUUGGAAAAUCUCAACUAUUGAAAAAAAUCACUCUGAAAAAGACCAUUUUAUCUCAAAUGUGUAGAUAAUUUGCUAUGAGCGAUGUUUCCUAGUUCAAACGAAUUCAAACGUAUUUGUUUUCUGACGUGAGCUGAUUCACGGAAGUAUAGACCUAUUAUAUAUUGUGAGCGUGGCUAGUGUGUACACAGCUUUGGAUACGUCUGUUUGGAAAUGAACACUUUGUGGAACAAGAGUGCUGCCACAACAACCACGACAAUAUAGCGAUGUCAUGUUGGAAUAUGACUGUAUAGACACUGGCUUGCUAAUGUUUUGAUAGGGAAUUACCAAUGACGUUAACGUAAACCGCUGUGUCACGUGAAACUAUGCGGCUAGCUGAUUUCAUGCCGUUAAUAAUGCUUCCGGUGAUGUGGAACCCGGCCUGUGGCCUAGACUGCUUUGAGUGCUUCUCGUUCAACAAGAGCGACCCCUCCUGCGGAGACCCAUUCCAUCCCGCGUACGGCCGCUACACCGCCAACUGUCUCCAGGGAAGGGAGGGGCGUGUCGGUGGAUUCCCAUCCAAAUACUGCAUCAAACUCAUCGGUAAUACAGCAAAAGAUGACAUUGAGAUGGUAUAUCGGGGGUGUUCUUUGACGACCCUCAACAAUCUCUGUGGGGAAUUCCGGUUUGAGAACGUCCGUUACCAUGGCUGCAUCAUGUCGUGUGCCGAAAACGGAUGCAAUGGGUCAUCCGAUCUGAGCGUCAAGCUGACUUCUCUAUCGUCAGUUGCCUUGACAUUGUUCAUGAUGUUAUCAAAACUCUGGACUCUUUUUUGCAUCGAGGCGUUGUGACGGUGACGUCAGUUGACAUUUGAUAUAUCUCGCAAUAUGGACCCGAUGCCGGCGAUGGCUGACUAUAACAUCGUGAUUGAAAAUGAUUCAAUGCUUGUUUGUGAUGUUUGGUAUACUGACAAAAAUCAUGAAGUGUAAAAUAAUAUAAUAACGUGGAUCUAUUCGAUUCGCCAUUUCUCGUGCAAUACUUGUUCAGUGAUGUGAUACUGUGUACCAAAAAUUCACAUGAAUCAUUACUAUCGCCGACAUUUGUUGCGUCAUUUCUGGUAUAGCUCUGAGGACCUGGGGACUUUGACAGAUUACACUUCCGAUACGGUGAUAACGAGUGAAUAAGCCGUCGUCAAUGAAACUUAUAAUUCCGAUUAACUGAUAAAGUGUGGUGUUUUCCACUUUUUAACUCACCUGAGCACGAAGUGCCCAGUGUGAGGUAUUGUGAUCGCCCAAUGUCCGGCGUCCGUUGUCGGUAUUGUGAUCGCCCAAUGUCCGGCGUCCGUUGUCGGUAUUGUGAUCGCCCAAUGUCCGGCGUCCGUUGUCGGUAUUGUGAUCGCCCAAUGUCCGGCGUCCGUUGUCCAGCGUCAACAUUUGGAAACUUUGAACAUCUUUGAAAUCCCAUGGUACAGACGCAUAGUAUUAGCUAUGCAGUCUUAGUAGUGAUCCUACCCAUUAUGUCGAUAGGCUGGAAAAUGGUGCCGCCCAAGGUGUCACAGGUUUUCUGUAUACUUACAUAGUAAAACUUUAAAUAUCCUUUCUGCCUGCUCAAAUUUCAAUAAAUUUUGAGCAACUUUACCACUGAAUGUUUAUUUGUUGAUUUAGAGACGAAACCGUGAAAACUCCACUGAAGUAUACAAUAGAAGCAAGGGGGACAAAUCUUGCUAUAUAGUGUUACAGUAGGUCAUUCAUGAUUAUUGUCGAUCUUUAAAUGCUUGAGGAACUGCAUCUACAUUAAUCUGAACCCAAAUAAGAUCAAGGAGGGAACAAUAGUGAGGGCUAGGCUCAGGGUCAUGUUAAUGGGUGAAAAAUAGUUGCAUAUGAUUAACCAGCUGAUAAGCCCAUGCUGAAACUCAGUAGGCUUUUGGUAUAAGUGCAUUGGACACUCGGAAUGAAAAAAUCACGCUGAAACUGCUGGGCCAAGACUUUUGAUAAUUUGGUAUGAAGGCUCAUGCAGUGGCCGUUUACCAGACAUGUUUAAAUAAUGUCCCUGGGGUCGAAGCUGACCACAUACCGGUAUCCCAGGUUUUCAAUAUACUUGUAAAGUGAAUUGUUGAAAAUCUUCUCUGAAACCGCAAGGCCAAGAUCCUUGCUAUUUGGUAUACAGUCUCAUGUAGUGGUCGUUUAUCAAUAUUGUUCAAAUAAUGACCAUACAUAUGAAAAAUGGCCCCGUCCCAGCAGUCCUAGGUUUUAUAUAUACCUAUACAGAAAAACAUCUUCCCUAAAACCACAAGGCCAAGACUUUUGAUAUUUGGUAUGUAGCUUAAUUAGUCUAGUGUCAUUGCAAUCAGGUGAGCGAUUGUUGGCCCUCUUGUUAUUGUUUAGCCGGAGAAAAAACAACUUAUAUGUAAAAUCUUAAUGAUUAAGAAUGGGCGGAGCGAGCGUAGUAAAACGAGUCCUUCUUGAUCAUUUAGAUGUUACUUCAGGUCAUCUAACAGACUACAAAUAUAACCUUAUUGGCUGACACGUUAUCAACGACACAGGGAAAGUGUAUCGGAUGAGUGGUAGUAGGCGGACCUUUUUUACAACCGCGAAAGUUGAAAUUCUUAAUACAUGUAAUUUAGCCUAUAACUUAAUAAUUGCCUGUAUGCAAUUUCAUUGGCUGAAAAUGUAGGCUGUAUUCUAAAAUCUAUAAUCAUAAAAUGGCUGUUCAUAGACAUAGCUAGAUAAGAAACUCAUUGAAACUGGUAAUUCAGAGCGCAUGUUUCUCGUUAAUACAAUUGAUACAUGCAUAACUUUAUGACAUAUAAUAAAAUAAUUGUUUAUGUUUAUUGAUUAGCAUCGUCGGACACCCCGAGCCCUUCUGCGCUGUGCUUCGUUGUGCAUGAAGUGUACCGGAAGAAACGACGUGGUUUCCGACAAUUGUUGUUUAGAUGUUAUGACCAUGUAUAUAUAUUAUAUAUAUUAUAUUGC